CUGCUACUGCGUGCAACUGCUGUUCAAGGCGAUCCUUGUGUACGUUCGCCUGCGCAACGUUCCUCGACCGAAGCAGCGCGUUCCGUUCUCAUUUUUUUUGGAUAUGUGGCAAAACGUCGUCUCGAUGGAUUCGUCGCUGGAGAUGCCAGCGAGGAUUUUUAUAUACGUGAAGUCCAUGUGCCAGGACAUUGUCGACCAAGACAUGACAUUGUCCUUUCACGGCCCAACGCCAAUCCUACUCGCUGUUACGCCCUCGGUUGCCGAGAAGGUGCUGUCCGGCACCGAAAACAUAAACAAGUCAUUCUUGUACGCGAUGAUGAAGAGCUGGAUCGGCAAUGGGCUCCUCACAAGCGAGAAGGCAAUCUGGAAGAAACGGAGGAAAGCUCUGACACCUGCGUUCCACUUCCGAAUCCUGGACGAGUACGUGCCCAUCAUGAACCGACGGGCGGUCAUGCUCACGGACAAGCUGGCUCGCCUGGGCAGGGAGUACUUCGAUAUUCUACCCGUGAUCAGGCUGGCAACAUUUGCCAUACUCUUCGAGACUGCUAUGGGCGUGAAGCUGGACGAAGAAGAAGUCGAAAACAGCGAAUUCCUGAAAGUCAAUGACGAAAUGGCCGCUUCAAUUAUGACACGAAUGAUAACGAUACACCACUGGCCUGAUUUUAUCUACAAGCGAACAAAGGAUGGAAGAGAAUUUUACAAGAAAGUGGAACUCAUAAAGAAAUACACGCAAGACAUUCUCAGAAGCCGCAAGAAGGCGUACAAGAUUGAGGGCGCGAGGAAGCAGAGCUUCAUGGACAUCCUUCUGCGCAUGCACAUGGAAGAGGGCGUCUUCACCGAGGAAGAGAUCAGGGAAGAAGUCAACACGUUCAUGAUCGGGGGAUUCGACACGACCGCCAUGGCAGCCUCGUUCGCCAUUCACCUGCUGGGCAACCAUCCGGAAGCGCAGGCGAAAGUCCACGAGGAGCUCGACGCCGUGUUCGGGUCUGACGAGGAAAGACCGGUGACCACAGAGGACAUCAAACAACUCAAGUAUCUCGACUGCGUCAUAAAGGAGGCCCUUCGACUUUACCCUCCUAUUCCACUUAUUGCGAGGGAGCUUGGAGAAGAUGUACUUUUUGAAAACGUCACCAUCCCAAAGGGGACCGUGUCCAUCGUCCUCAUCUAUUUCAUGCAUCGGCAUCCUCGCUUCUUUGCACAGCCGAACGCAUUCUUACCAGAGAGGUUCCUGGAGGGUGACAGGGAACGCCACCCGUUCCUCUACAUCCCGUUUGCCAGCGGCGCUCGAAACUGCAUAGGGCAAAAGUUCGCUCAACUGGAGGACAAGAUUCUUCUGGCCCAAAUCCUGAGGCGGUUUACGGUGCAGUCGAUGAUCCCAAAUGAAGACCUUCAGAUGUCGCUGGAGCUAGUAUUGCGUCCCACUCAAGGCCUGCAUGUAAAAUUCACGCCUAGAGAUCGCAUGGCUGCUUAAUUAAGCACACGCGAAACCGGGCCAGCUCUGCAGUUCGCGCUCUUUGAAACUUUUUUUUUCAGUCGUCACUAUAACUCGAUCUUAUUUCAAAGUUUCAAAAUAUUUUAAUAAAAUUUUCUCACGGGUGCACCUACGAAUAAUGCUUCACAGAGCAAAUAAGUCUGCUAGAUUCCGUUUAUUGUCAUUGUUAUCGUAACUCAUUCAUUCGAAAGCGUUAUACCGGAACUAUAACCCUAUCCCACAAACAAGGCGGAAAUAUCGUCUUAAAAAUGUUAGGAUAUGGAAAUACACUGCUAUAAUAAAAUGAACCUUUUCUUCACAUUGCCUUGCUUCUGAUGAACUUACACUGCGUAUUUGUGUGCGUCGUGCUACAAUAAA
Rhipicephalus sanguineus (brown dog tick) is the source of this 1849-nucleotide messenger RNA. RefSeq names its product cytochrome P450 4c3. Bases 104 to 1471 code for a protein of 455 amino acids. The transcript is spliced from 11 exons. Lineage: Eukaryota; Metazoa; Arthropoda; Arachnida; Ixodida; Ixodidae. The record is from RefSeq and is a predicted model, not a curated record. Gene Ontology annotation, molecular function: monooxygenase activity; heme binding; iron ion binding.